This is a messenger RNA of Macrosiphum euphorbiae (potato aphid), 444 nucleotides long. The record is from the annotation of a GenBank genome assembly. NCBI's taxonomy places the organism in Eukaryota, Metazoa, Arthropoda, Insecta, Hemiptera, Aphididae.
AUGAUUGAUUUAAAGAUUGUGAGUUCUGAACUGGACAUUGGCUCUGCUAUGAAUUCUGUCAACUCGCCACAAUGUGGAGCUAUAUCAAUAUUUAUAGGAACGACUAGAGAACACUUUAAUGGGAAUAAAGUAAAAACAUUAUUUUACGAAGCUUACGAGUCAAUGGCGUUGAAUGAAAUGAAAAGUAUCACUGUGUUGACUAGACAAAAAUGGCCAGAAGUUGUGAACAUUGCAAUACAUCACAGGAUUGGUGAAGUAAAAGUCGGAGAAGCUAGUGUAGUGAUUGCCGCAUCAUCUCCUCAUCGCAAACAUGCUCAAGAAGCUGUCUCGUUUAUACUUGAAAGACUAAAAACCACCGUUCCCAUUUUUAAAAAAGAGCAGUACGAAGACGGCAGUGGUGUAUGGAAAGCUAAUGAAGAAUGCUCUUGGAAGAGUAACAAUUGA